GUCAAAAGAGCGUUUUCGUCCAAUAUGCGCAACGACCAACAAUCCCCUAAGGCGGAACCGACUCAACGCUACUCUCAAGCGUUGGCGGCUUAUACCCUUCGCCAGUUCUCGAUUGCCAACUCUCAGUUGGACGAGAAAAAUAAAUCCAAGCUCGCCAAGCUUCCUGGCUCCUAUUCUCGUGUCGUGAACGCGGAACGUCUCUCCUCUGUCCUUGGAUCCGGCAAUCGUAUCAGGGCUUGAGGGCAGAAAUGGCAUAUACGCGCUUAUCCAUCCACCCCUAUCCACCACAAACGACGAACCCCAAUCCCCUACUCCGCCGAUAUAAGCACGCACUUCAGGAAACCCAAACGUAUCCGUUCUCGAGUCUAUCGCGGGUCUGCAACGAGUGUGUAUGAUAGGAAUGGUGUCUGCGACAUAAGUCACAGGUUUUCGAAUGGACAUGUACAUAUGUUUUUGGUACUAGUCAGUGUAAAGAGCCCCUGCAGUCGACUCCUCUACUCCUC
Coprinopsis cinerea okayama7#130 is the source of this 503-nucleotide messenger RNA. RefSeq lists its product as hypothetical. Bases 25 to 240 code for a protein of 71 amino acids. The record is from RefSeq and is a predicted model, not a curated record. The transcript has 2 exons. Lineage: Eukaryota; Fungi; Basidiomycota; Agaricomycetes; Agaricales; Psathyrellaceae.